CCUUCCUUUUCUUUCAUACGCUUUCUCUCCAAAAUGUUUAAUAGUACUGCAUUAAAUUAUGCCUUCAGUAUGCUUAUGACAUACCUGCUCUCGCAGUUUGGACAAAAGUAUCUCUGGUACAACAAGAGGGACGAUGGCACUCUGAAAGAACCUUGGGCUCCUAGUCCUAAAAAACUGCCAUUUUAUGUUAAUGCUUUCAAUAUCUUUGAUAAAGAGUCCUAUCAUGCACUUACAAGAUGGUCCAAAGAAGUUGGUGAAAUUUUUUCGGUCAAGAUCGGUCAAAAGCACAUCAUCGUCUUGAACAAUGUCGAACUCGUCCGUGAUUGCCUCAUUGUCAACAAACAGCUCUUCUCAUCCAAAUUGCCUUCCGACACUCAAGAAAGUAUCUUAACCGACAAGUGCAAGACUGUAUUUUCUUCUACUUUUUCUGUUUAUUGGAGUCGCUUAAGACGUGCCAUGUAUAUUGUUAUUUGUGGUACCUAUUUAUCUCAAUUCACUCAACAUUUCAAGGCUCAGGCCAAGAAACUUUCAUUCGGUAUCGGUGAGUCGUUAAGAGAAAACAAUACACUCAGUGGCAAGGAAUUGCAUCAAUUGGUCGAAAUGGUAGCCAUGGAUACUGCUUUGACUUUGGUCGUGGGUGAUUCGGUCAGUGUACCACGUGAACCUGAAGCUAUGUUGGACCUUAUUCAGAAAGUCCGUGUGCUCGAAAAAAGACAAUCUGGCAAGCAUAACCGUCGUGGUCAAUUCUUCCCUUCAUAUAAUUCGCUUCUAGAUGUCGUACACUUGUUCAAAUGGGAUACCGCCUUGACAGGAACACGUAACCAAAUCUUGGAGAUAUUCUUACCUUGGUUCGACCCUACCUACCAAAAGAGAAGAGAAGCUUUGGCCAUUGUAAGUGAGGAAGAGAAGCAAAAGGUGCUUUUAGGUGAUAAAUUGGACUGUAUUGCCAAGAGUUUAUUGAACAUCGAACCUUCCCAAAAUGAUCCUGAGCCUGUUCAAUUAACAAAAUCUGAAGUCUUGGUGAAUUUGAUCCAUACAUCACUUCACGCUUAUACCUAUUUGUCUGCCACUAUUUAUACUUUGAUUCAACGUUUAGCUACCGAGCCUGAACUUCAAGAAAGAUUAUUCCAAGAACUUGCCACUGAAGAAAGAGAUCUUGCUAAGGCUUUUGUUCGUGAAAGUCUUCGUGUAGAUGCUCCUAACCGUUUACUCUCUUACAAUUCUCGUACUGAUUAUGACUUUCCUGUGGGAGAUACCAAGUAUCGUAUCGAUGAAGGUUCACCUAUUGUUGUGAAUGUAGAUGCGAUCCAUAACAACCCUGUGUAUUACCCUAAUCCCGAAAAGUUUGACCCUGAUCGUUACCUUAAAUCUGAUAAGAAGAAGACUUCUCUUUUGGAAUUUGGAAAGGUUGCUGGAAGAAAGGUUGUGGUAGAUAAUUUAGCAUUCGGUGCUGGUAGUCGUAUGUGUCUUGGUCUCAGAGCCAGUGAAGGAUUAUUGUUAUCAGUCUUGUCUCAAAUUGUGAAGCAAUAUAAAUUAAAGGGCGGUGAUGUUGAAGAUAAGGUUGAGUUCACUACCAGCAUUUGGUCUUGGACAGGAAGAACUGAAACCAGAGGUUCAUUCAUCGAAUUUAUCAAGCGAUAAAUGAUAUACAUUUAUAAAAUACCCCCUCCCCUCUCCCUCCUUCCCCAAGAAAAAAAAAUUAAUUUCAUCUUCAUAUUUUUACAAACUAUUUUUAUUUUAAUAAACUUUUUUUU
Messenger RNA from Mucor mucedo, 1754 nucleotides. RefSeq names its product cytochrome P450. The coding region runs from base 34 to 1641 and encodes 535 amino acids. The transcript has a single exon. Lineage: Eukaryota; Fungi; Mucoromycota; Mucoromycetes; Mucorales; Mucoraceae. The record is from RefSeq and is a predicted model, not a curated record. Gene Ontology annotation, molecular function: heme binding; monooxygenase activity; iron ion binding.